This is a messenger RNA of Oncorhynchus kisutch (coho salmon), 7029 nucleotides long. RefSeq lists its product as uncharacterized. Bases 5608 to 6951 code for a protein of 447 amino acids. The record is from RefSeq and is a predicted model, not a curated record. The transcript has 2 exons. Lineage: Eukaryota; Metazoa; Chordata; Actinopteri; Salmoniformes; Salmonidae.
GGUGUCUCUCCAAUAGGGGGAGGUACAGCCCAGAUAUAAGAACAGUAAUCAAGAGGAUGUGAUGAUGAAUAAAACUCUAUCGCUCUCGCUCUCUCUCGCGCUCUCUCUCGCUCCUCUCUAGCUCGCUCUCUCUCUCUAGCUCGCUCUCUUGCUCGCUCUCUCUCUCUCUAGCUCUCUCUCGCUCUCUCUCGCUCUCUCUCACUAGAUCGCUCUCUCUCUCUACUCUUUCUCUCUACUCUUUCUCUCUCUCUUCUCUCUCCUCGCUCUCAGCUCUUUCUCUCUCUCUCUCCUCUCUCUCAGCUCUUUCUCUCUCCUCUCUCUCAGCUCUUUCUCUUUCGUCUUCUCUCACUCACUCUCUUUACACAAAACUGCUUUGGGAGGUAGCUGGCACUGUGUCCAACAACGUAUGGACUCGGAUUGUUCUUCAUCUUAUUUCCACCUCUCUUUCACAGCUCUCUUUCACAGCUUGUGUAAAGCUGAGUUUCAUCAGUCUCCUUCCCUGACAGCGAAGGAGGUCCACUGUAGCCACAAUGACAAUAACCUGGUGGUGAUGCUGGGGUACCAACAGAAACAGGCCAGUCCUGCUAUGACUCUGAUAGGUGAUGAUCCAUCAUGUGACUGCUGCCACAGACUUCUAAACCCCUAUUGUUGUUUGAGGAAAGGUGCAUUUCAUCCUACCACAUGUAUCCUGAUGAUAAACUUUGGUUUUGGGGUACGGUUACAGCGCCAGUGGUUAGCCUAGUGGUUAGAGCGUUGGACUAGUCAUUGAAAAUAAGAAUUUGUUCUUAACUGACUUGCCUAGUUAAAUAAAGGUAAAACAAAAAAAUAAAAAACAGAGCCUAACUACGAGGGUCUGUUCAAGGCGAGGUUUCAGCUGAAGAGAGAGGACACCCUGAAGGGAUCUCUGGUCAUCUACAACCCUGAAGGGAUCUCUGGUCAUCUCCAACACUGAAGGGAUCUCUGGUCAUCUCCAACCCUGAAGGGAUCUCUGGUCAUCUCCAACCCUGAAGGGAUCUCUGGAAAUCUCCAACCCUGAAGGGAUCUCUGGUCAUCUCCAACCCUGAAGGGAUCUCUGGUCAUCUCCAACCCUGAAGGGAUCUCUGGUCAUCUCCAACCCUGAAGGGAUCUCUGGUCAUCUCCAACCCUGAAGGGAUCUCUGGUCAUCUCCAACCCUGAAGGGAUCUCUGGUCAUCUCCAACCCUGAAGGGAUCUUGAUAAUGUUAUUUGAAAUUUUUUCAGAGCAGUCAUUUUAAUUUGAUUAUGUUAUUUGAAAUGUUGUUUUAUCUUUUGAAGUAGUAGUAUAUUAUGUACAUUACUCUCAGGGGGAUAGUAGUAGUAUUUUAUGUACAUUACUCUCAGGGAGAUAGUAGUAGUAGUAGUAUGUACAUUACUCUCAGGGAGAUAGUAGUAGUAGUAUGUACAUUACUCUCAGGGAGAUAGUAGUAGUACGUACAGGGAGAUAGUAGUAGUAUGUACAUUACUCUCGGGGAGAUAGUAGUAUGUGCAUUACUCUCAGGGAGAUAGUAGUAGUAUGUACAUUACUCUCAGGGAGAUAGUAGUAGUAUGUACAUUACUCCCAGGGAGAUAGUAGUAUGUGCAUUACUCUCAGGGAGAUAGUAGUAGUAUGUACAUUACUCUCAGGGAGAUAGUAGUAGUAUGUACAGGGAGAUCGUAGUAGUAUGUACAUUACUCUCGGGGAGAUAGUAGUAGUAUGUACAUUACUCUCGGGGAGAUAGUAGUAGUAUGUACAUUACUCUCAGGGAGAUAGUAGUAGUAUGGACAUUACUCUCAGGGAGAUCGUAGUAGUAUGUACAGGGAGAUAGUAGUAGUAUGUACAUUACUCUCAGGGAGAUAGUAGUAGUUGUAUGUAUAUUACUCUCAGGGGGAUAGUAGUAGUAUGUACAGGGAGAUAGUAGUAGUAUGUACAUUACUCGCAGGGGGAUAGUAGUAGUAUGUACACUACUCCCAGGGAGAUAGUAGUAGUAUGUACAGGGAGAUAGUAGUAGUAUGUACAUUACUCACAGGGAGAUAGUAGUAGUAUUUACAUUACUCUCAGGGAGAUAGUAGUAGUAGUAUGUGCAGGGAGAUAGUAGUAGUAGUAUGUGCAUUACUCUCAGGGAGAUAGUAGUAGUAUGUCCAGGGAGAUAGUAGUCGUAUGUACAUGGAGAUAGUAGUAGUAUGUACAGGGUUAUAGUAGUAGUAUGUACAUUACUCACAGGGAGAUAGUAGUAGUAUGUACAUUACUCUCAGGGAGAUAGUAGUAGUAUGUACAUUACUCUCAGGGAGAUAGUAGUAGUAUGUACAGGGAGAUAGUAGUAGUAGUAUGUGCAGGGAGAUAGUAGUAGCAUGUACAUUACUCUCAGGGAGAUAGUAGUAGUAUGUACAUUACGCUCGGGGAGAUAGUAGUAGUAUGUGCAGGGAGAUAGUAGUAGUAUGUACAUUACUCUCAGGGAGAUAGUGGCAGUAUGUACAUUACUCACAGGGAGAUAGUAGUAGUAUGUACAUUACUCUCCGGGAGAUAGUAGUAGUAGUAUGUACAGGGAGAUAGUAGUAGUAUGUACAUUACUCUCGGGGAGAUAGUAGUAGUAUGUACAUUACUCUCGGGGAGAUAGUAGUAGUAGUAGUAUGUACAUUACUCUCUGGGAGAUAGUAGUAGUAGUAUGUAGCAGUUUGUUAUAUCUGGAGUACUUCUCCUGUCCUAUUCGGUGUCCUGUGUGAAUCUAAGUGUGCGUUCUCUAAUUCUCUCCUUCUCUCUUUCUUUCUCUCUCUCGGAGGACCUGAGCCCUAGGACCAUGCCCCAGGACUACCUGACAUGAUGACUCCUUGCUGUCCCCAGUCCACCUGGCCAUGCUGCUGCUCCAGUUUCAACUUCCACCUGACUGUGCUGCUGCUCUAGUUUCAACUGUUCUGCCUUAUUAUUAUUCGACCAUGCUGGUCAUUUAUGAACAUUUGAACAUCUUGGCCAUGUUCUGUUAUAAUCUCCACCCGGCACAGCCAGAAGAGGACUGGCCACCCCACAUAGCCUGGUUCCUCUCUAGGUUUCUUCCUAGGUAUUGGCCUUUCUAGGGAGUUUUUCCUAGCCACCGUGCUUCUACACCUGCAUUGCUUGCUGUUUGGGGUUUUAGGCUGGGUUUCUGUACAGCACUUUGAGAUAUCAGCUGAUGUACGAAGGGCUAUAUAAAUAAAUUUGAUUUGAUUUGAUGUACAUUACUCUCAGGGAGAUAGUAGUAGUAUGUACACUACUCUCGGGGAGAUAGUAGUAGUAUGUACAUUACUCUCAGGGAGAUAGUAGUAGUAUGUACAGGGAGAUAGUAGUAGUAUGUACAGGGAGAUAGUAGUAGUAUGUACAGGGAGAUAGUAGUAGUAUGUACAGGGAGAUAGUAGUAGUAUGUACAGGGGGAUAGUAGUAGUAUGUACGGGGAGAUAGUAGUAGUAUGUACAGGGAGAUAGUAGUAGUAUGUACAGGGAGAUAGUAGUAGUAUGUACAGGGAGAUAGUAGUAGUAUGUACAGGGAGAUAGUAGUAGUAUGUACAGGGAGAUAGUAGUAGUAUGUACAUUACUCUCAGGGAGAGUUAUGUGUUAAAAUGGGGCAAAGGUGUGUUUAUAAAAAAAAUUGUCAUAAGGUUAUUUUGAAACUCCCACUAUUUUGACCUAAGUAACAUUUAGUAACCUAGCUAUGUUUUAUUUCCCCUUAGGUAAGUCAGCUGUUGUAUGUAGUGUAAGAAAUGUAACACAACAAGGCUGUGAAAUUGCUAUAAUAUUAUUAUUAUAUUUUGUUGUUGAAUAAGGUUAUAAAGUUAGCAUAAUGGUAGACUUAUGUUAAGUAUUUAGGACAUAUUCUAAGCCAACAGGACAGAGCUAUAUGACAUCUGUGGUGACCCAGGAUCAUUGAGAGCAUCGAGAUAAACUUAAUCAAACUAUGUAAUAACCUUUGAUAUUACUACCAUAGACAUGUUGAUUUUUCUAAAAAUCCAUGAGUGCAAACAGGGAGAGAGUGAGACUGUAAAAGUCAAUACCUAGAGAGAUUAAAGGAUGUUUUUUUAAACUCUAAUAGUGGGUUAAUAGACCCCCCGGCAGUGAAAGGACUCAAUGCCCCGUAUCAUCAACAAUUACAAAUUGGGUUGGGGGAGAGCAGAGCUGGGAGAGGUGAUGAGAUAUGCAGUACCAAACAGAACCUGGUAGGGUGGGGGAGAGCAGAGCUGGGUGAGGUGAAGAGAUAAGCAGAACCUGGUAGGGUGGGGGAGAGCAGAGCUGGGAGAGGUGAAGAGAUAUGCAGUACCAAACAGAACCUGGUAGGGUGGAGGAGAGCAGAGCUGGGAGAGGUGAAGAGAUAAGCAGAACCUGGUAGGGUGGGGGAGUGCAGAGCUGGGAGAGGUGAUGAGAUAUGCAGUACCAAACAGAACCUGGUAGGGUGGAGGAGAGCAGAGCUGGGAGAGGUGAAGAGAUAAGCAGAACCUGGUAGGGUGGAGGAGAGCAGAGCAGAGCUGGGAGAGGUGGAGAGAUAUGCAGUUCACUAUGAGCGGCAUGGGAAAAGUGAGAGAGCAACAACAACAAAAGGAGCAGAAGGGAGCUGAGUAUCUGAUGGCCACUCUAGGAGAGAUUGCAGGGAAGGGUGACAGAGGAGGACGGACUAGCAAGGUAGGAGGGAAAAGGGGGUAAUUAAUGUUACAUUUUACUAGAGAUUGCGAGGCGCCGUGUAAACACUGCAAUGAAGUAGGCCAUAAUCACCGAGACUGUAAAAAGAACAAAGACAGGAGAGACAGGAGAGAGGGUCGAGUGCAGAGAGAAAAAGGUUAGCCUCAGAGGAAGAUGAGGCAUGACUAAUUUAUGGGGAGCGGGGGAAUAGACUCUAGUGAGGAAGAGGAGGAGGUUCAGGAUUCUGUUGUAAACACUGAUUUUGAAGUUUUCGAAUGGGCUACUAUUGAUUUGGCAUUACAACAGGAACAGAAAACCUAUUUGACGCUGAUGGGAAAGAAAAUAAAGAUGUUGAGUGAUAUUGGGACUUGUUGGAUGGCCGAUAAGCCUGAAGGAAUAAGAAUACAUUUGGGAAAAGAUUUUGGUCGUUCAGCUUCCGUACAGCAGACAGUGGAAAGACUGUCUGCUCCAUUGGUGAUAAAACACGAGAUGUCAGGAGGGCAGGCAUGCAUUCCUGUCCUUAACUCCAGGUUCAUCUGUUGGGAAGAGAUACAAUGACUGUUUUGGUAAAUAAAGCAGCCUCGAGUAAUGACUGGAGGAUGUUAUAUAAAAUAAUAUACUACUAUAUAUAGUAUAGUAUAUACGGCUACUAUAAGUAGUGAUUUAGAGUGGGGGCCAGUACAGGUAGUUGAGGACUCUGCCACAGAGGUAUGAUAACCACUUCUGGGGAGCCUAUUACACAUGCUCAGUUGAUUUUGAAUUUAUUAGAUGCUUCACUUUCGCCAGAAAAGUUAGCUAUUUGUAAUUUAUAAAGAUGGUAGUCUGCAUCAUGAUAAGUUACCCAUACUGCCUAAGUCAUUGUUUAGAUAUGCCUCAAUAUUGAUACAUGGGCAGAGCCAUGUGUUAAUUAAUGGCUCUGCCCAUGUCUCAAGGUCUGAGGAAGAAGAAGAGUGAACAAGUCUGUCUGUCCGUAUGAAGUUGCUGCGUGUCACUCUGGCUCUCCUCCUCACUGCCAGUAUGAACCUGCUGCGUGUCACUCUGGCUCUCCUCCUCACUGCCAGUAUGAACCUGCUGCGUGACACUCUGGCUCUCCUCCUCACUGCCAGUAUGAACCUGCUGCGUGACACUCUGGCUCUCCUCCUCACUGCCAGUAUGAAGAUGCUGCGUGUCACUCUGGCUCUCCUCCUCACUGCCAGUAUGAACCUGCUGCGUGACACUCUGGCUCUCCUCCUCACUGCCAGUAUGAACCUGCUGCGUGUCACUCUGGCUCUCCUCCUCACUGCCAGUAUGAAGAUGCUGCGUGUCACUCUGGCUCUCCUCCUCACUGCCAGUAUGAACCUGCUGCGUGUCACUCUGGCUCUCCUCCUCACUGCCAGUAUGAAGAUGCUGCGUGUCACUCUGGCUCUCCUCCUCACUGCCAGUAUGAAGAUGCUGCGUGUCACUCUGGCUCUCCUCCUCACUGCCAAUAAGGACCAUUCUCUAGUCUACAUCUUGUAUAUGAACCUGCUGCGUGUCACUCUGGCUCUCCUCCUCACUGCCAGUAUGAAGAUGCUGCGUGUCACUCUGGCUCUCCUCCUCACUGCCAGUAUGAACCUGCUGCGUGUCACUCUGGCUCUCCUCCUCACUGCCAAUAAGGACCAUUCUCUAGCCUACACCUUGUAUAUGAACCUGCUGCGUGUCACUCUGGCUCUCCUCCUCACUGCCAGUAUGAACCUGCUGCGUGUCACUCUGGCUCUCCUCCUCACUGCCAGUAUGAACCUGCUGCGUGUCACUCUGGCUCUCCUCCUCACUGCCAGUAUGAACCUGCUGCGUGUCACUCUGGCUCUCCUCCUCACUGCCAGUAUGAAGAUGCUGCGUGACACUCUGGCUCUCCUCCUCACUGCCAGUAUGAAGAUGAUGCGUGUCACUCUGGCUCUCCUCCUCACUGCCAGUAUGAAGAUGCUGCGUGUCACUCUGGCUCUCCUCCUCACUGCCAAUAAGGACCAUUCUCUAGUCUACACCUUGUAUAUGAACCUGCUGCGUGUCACUCUGGCUCUCCUCCUCACUGCCAGUAUGAACCUGCUGCGUGUCACUCUGGCUCUCCUCCUCACUGCCAGUAUGAACCUGCUGCGUGUCACUCUGGCUCUCCUCCUCACUGCCAAUAAGGACCAUUCUCUAGCCUACACCUUGUAUAUGAAGUACAUACACACGUCACUCAUGUUAAAAACCUGGAGUUAUUGUGUGUUUCUGAAGUCAGUCGGAUCAUUGUUCAUGCACUGCUUGAAAUUAGAACAAUUGUUUUAUUUGAAUGACGUCGAUACAAGUCGAUACUUAUGAAAAGGUUUUAUUUUUGUUGUUUUUCCUCUCAGAUUUCAAAAAGUAAAAAAGUAAAUUAAAAAAUAAAACAUGUAAACA